Molecule: messenger RNA, 4225 nt
Organism: Elaeis guineensis (African oil palm)
Lineage: Eukaryota; Viridiplantae; Streptophyta; Magnoliopsida; Arecales; Arecaceae
Biological process (GO): protein phosphorylation
Molecular function (GO): protein binding; ATP binding; protein kinase activity
Source: RefSeq, a predicted model, not a curated record
AUCUCCCAAAAUCAUCUCCCUUUUUCCUCCUCUUAUCUCUUCCUCUGUCCUAAAACCAGCGACCCUUUCUACAGGCCAACGUGGGCGGUCCCAUUUAAUGUCAUUUGAUACGUUCCCCUGACAAGGUCUUUUUUUGCACUUAUCGAGGGAACUACAAGCGUGGGUUGAGAUCUCUCUUCUACUUGGGUGCCUCACCAUCCUCCAUUCCCUCUAAAAUAUUCAUGCAUGUACCCAUGUAAACUAAAAAGACCACUACCACAGAGAGCACAACAUCUAGAGAUCGAUGGCCAGCUUCUCCCUUCCACUCCUUGUUCUUUUGUUGGUGGUGACCUCGAUACCAACUCUACUGGCCUCUGGCCGAUACUUGGAAGAUAUGGAUGUCCUUCUGGAGGUCAAGAAGUCUUUCCUGGAGGACCCGUACGGAGUGCUUGAAAGCUGGAGUGCGGACAACCCGGUGUUCUGCUCCUGGACCGGGGUUGCUUGCGACCCUGGCUCGGCCGUGGUGGGCCUCAACCUCUCCGCCGCGUUGCUGGCCGGUCGGGUGUCGCCCGCGCUCGGCCGGCUCGGCCGCCUCCAGGCCCUCGACCUCUCCACCAACCGGUUGGCCGGCUCCAUUCCGGUUCAGCUCGCCAACCUUUCCGACCUUGCCUCUCUCCUCCUCUACUCCAACCUUCUCUCAGGUCCGAUUCCUCCUUCCCUGGGCUCGCUCAGCGCCCUCCGAGUUCUCCGGCUCGGCGACAACCCGGGCCUCUCGGGACCGAUUCCGGACUCGCUUGGAAACCUCCGCAACCUCACCACCCUCGCCCUGGCCGCCUGCAAUCUCACCGGUUCGAUGCCGCGUCGACUCGGCGAGCUGUCUCAUCUCGAGAACCUAUACCUCCGGGUGAACCAACUCACCGGCUCAAUCCCGCCGGAGCUCGGACGGUUGGCGAGCCUCCAGAUCAUCAACCUGGCAAACAACUCGCUCCAGGGGGCGAUACCGAGUCAACUUGGCGAGCUGAAUCAACUCGUCUACCUCAACUUUAUGGGCAACCAGCUGCAGGGACCGAUCCCCAAGUCUCUGGGCAAACUCGCCAGCCUCCAAACGCUCGACUUGUCCGGCAACAAGCUCCAAGGCGAGAUUCCGGACGAGCUGGAGGAAUUGGGUGAGAUCAGUUUCCUAGUCUUGUCCGAAAACAAUCUCUCCGGCCGGCUGCCAAGAAACCUCUGCCGGGAUGCGCCAAAUCUGCAGCACUUGCUUCUAUCCACCAACAACUUCUCCGGCAGAAUUCCCGCAGGUUUGGCGCAAUGCCGAUCUUUAAUGCAGCUGGACUUGGCCAACAACAGCCUCACCGGCGCAAUCCCGGUCGAAUUCGGCGAGCUCUCCAAUCUGACAGAUCUAUUGCUGAACAACAAUAGCUUGUCAGGUUCCAUUCCUCGCACCUUGUGGAACUUGACCAACCUUCAGACAUUGACUCUCUACCACAAUGACUUGGUAGGCGAGUUGCCAGAGGAGAUUGGCAAACUCGGGAAGCUGGAAGUUCUUUAUUUGUAUGAGAAUCAGUUGUCCGGCGAGAUCCCGUCGGCGAUCGGCAAUUGCUCGAGCUUGCAAAUGAUCGACUUCUAUGGGAAUCAGUUCACUGGCAGCAUCCCGGUUACGGUCGGGCGGCUGAAGCAGCUUAGCUUGCUGGACCUUCGGCAGAAUGGACUGUCGGGAGCAAUCCCAGCAACGCUGGGGAAUUGCCAGCAGCUCACAAUUCUGGACUUGGCAGAUAACCAGCUUUCCGGCCGAAUUCCGGCAACCUUUGGGUUCUUGCAAUCUCUCGAGCAGUUCAUGCUGUACAAUAAUUCACUCGAAGGUAGCAUCCCUGAUGAGAUGUUCAAUUGCCGGAACAUCACCAGAGUGAAUCUAUCCAACAACAGACUCAAUGGGAGCAUUCUUCCACUCUGCGGUUCGAGCUCUCUACUUUCAUUUGAUCUAACUAACAAUUCAUUCAAUUUUGAGGUUCCUGCGCAAUUAGGUAACUCACCGAUGCUUGAAAGGAUUCGACUUGGGAGCAAUAGAUUGGUUGGCGAAAUUCCUCCAAUGCUUGGAGAGAUAGAAGCUCUCUCACUUCUAGAUCUCUCGAGCAAUUCGCUGACCGGGGAAAUACCCAAGGAGCUGGCAUCAUGCAGGAACCUAAGCCACAUUGUUCUGAACGACAAUCAUCUAAGUGGCGCCAUUCCAUCAUGGAUUGGGAGCUUGCCUCAACUCGGGGAGCUCAGAGUCUCUUCCAAUGGUUUCUCAGGUUCACUUCCGGUAGAACUCUUCAACUGUUCCAAUCUAUUGAAGCUGUCUCUUGAUGAUAACCUCCUGAAUGGCUCACUCCCUUAUCAAAUUGGCGACCUUGUUUCCCUCAAUGUCCUUGACCUUGCCCAUAACCAGUUCUCUGGACCAAUCCCUGCUUCCAUUGGAAAGCUAAGCAUGCUUUACGAGCUCCGUCUUUCCCAGAAUCUUUUCUCGGAGAAUAUUCCUGUUGAGCUCGGACAACUGCAGGAGCUACAGAGCAUACUAGACCUCAGCUUCAACAGCCUGACAGGAGAGAUACCAUCGUCUCUCAAAUCUCUUUCUAAGCUCGAAGAGCUGAACCUCUCUCACAAUUUGCUAACCGGGGAAGUCCCUCGCCAAAUUGGCGAAAUGAGCAGCUUGGUGAAGCUUGACCUCUCCUACAACAGGCUUCGAGGCAGACUGGAUGAACAAUUCUCUCGCUGGCCACCGCAGUGUUUCGUUGCCAAUCUCGCUCUCUGUGGAAGCCCCCUCCAACCAUGUGCUCCUUCCAACUCCACCCCUCACCGCUCGACUCUAAAUUCUGUAUCCAUAGCUCUGGUCUCUGCCUCGGUGACGCUCGUCGUCGUCAUCCUCCUCAUCGCCCUGGCGAUAUCAAUCAGGCGGCAUCACUUGAGAAGGUCAUCAAGCGAAGUCAAUUGCGCCGACUCCUCCAAGAGCUCUUCGCAGAUCCACAGGCAUUUGUCGAUUCUGAAGCGCUCCGCGAGGCGGGAAUUCAAAUGGGAAGCCAUAAUGGAAGCCACAAGCAAUCUAAGUGAUGAGUUCGUGAUUGGCUCAGGGGGGUCGGGCACUGUCUAUAAAGCUGAAUUGCCCAGCGGCGAGAUCCUGGCGGUAAAGAAGAUUGUACGCAAGGACAGGGAUCUUUUCUCGCAGGAUAAGAGCUUUGCAAGGGAGGUGAAGAUUCUGAGCGGGGUCAGGCACCGGCAUCUGGUGAAGCUGCUAGGAUUUCUAAGCAACAACAAAGGUGAGCAUCUGCUGAUAUAUGACUACAUGGAGAAUGGCAGCGUGUGGGAUUGGCUGCACCGGCCGGUGGUGAGUCAGAAGAAGAAGAGGGAGCUCAACUGGGAGAGGAGGUUAAAGAUUGCCAUUGGGCUUGCCAAGGGAGUGGAGUAUCUACACCAUGACUGUGUGCCGAAGAUCAUCCAUAGAGACAUCAAGACGAGCAAUGCACUGCUCGAUGGAAACAUGGAGGCCCACCUAGGAGACUUUGGACUGGCAAAGGUGGUCGCUGAGAGCCACCGGGCCGACUCGAAAGGGGGCACCGAGUCAGGCUCUUGGUUUGCUGGCUCCUAUGGGUACAUAGCUCCAGAGUAUGCUUACUCCAUGAAAGCUACCGAGAAGAGUGAUAUUUACAGCAUGGGUAUAGUAUUGAUGGAGCUUGUGAGUGGGCUUAUGCCUACAGACAGCACCUUUGAAGGAGAUAUGGACAUGGUGAAGUGGGUGCAGUCUCGGAUUGGGUUGCCGACCUCAGGGCGUGAGGAGCUGCUGGACCCUUCUUUAAAGCCUCUGGCACCAUAUGAGGAGUCAUCCAUGUUCGAGCUGCUCGACGUGGCCUUGCAGUGCACCAGGACUACUCCUGCGGAGCGGCCUACUUCAAGACAGGUUUCUGAUCUUCUGCUCCAUGUUUCUCUAAAGAUCAACAGGGUGGAUUGUGGAAGGAAGAUUGCAGCGUAAACUUUUUGAUACUUAUGUUUGAUUCUCUCCAAAGAGAUAUUAGAGAGUGGUGCUUCUCCCCAAACAAUCUUUCUACAAUGUCCGCAUCUUGAAUGCAUUAACAUAGCAAGCCAGAGAGUAGAGAUAGAAGUAUUUAUUAUAUUUGCUCGUGACUUCCAAAUUCAAACUUGCACGCUCAAACUUCUCUGCCUCUUUCGAUUAUUGUAAUACAAUUUGUGCUGACAAUGCCAACUCACUAUUUUAAUA